AAAAAAAUAGUUUCAGAGAAUCAAUAUUAUUUCUAUUAAAAUUAAAUAUUUGUAAUAUUAGAGUUCAAUGUUUUAUGUGUGGCAGUAUUAUGUAUCAAUUUCAGAAAAAGCGUUUAUUUGACUAUUAUAUAAGACACAUCAUUCGUUUUUGUAUUUAUGUCCUUUCGCAGACAAUAUAUUUCUUUUCUUGCAUCACGAGAUGCGGAAUGCAUUUUAUUUUACUACAAAAGUUUUAAAUUAUUUGAUUGAAAUAUCAGGAUAAAAAGAACGAAGAAUUCUUUGCUCUGAUUGGUCAAUCAAAUGCUUUGAAACUUUCAUGUCAUAAAAUGAUGCGACAGCCAAUCAAAGUCUCUUUUUAAGAGAAUACGCAUUGCUUGCGUGCAUAGCUUAAAAUGCAGAUCUAUGAAUGUGCGCGUGGUCCAGAGAAAGAUGAUCAAAACAGAGAAUUUAACUUAUGCAGAUAGUAAUCCAAUGAAAUCAAAAGAAGAAUGUAUAAUAUACGAACAGAAACAAAAUGAGCUUAUUAGAGAACAAGUUUCAUCUCAAGCAUCCCAUGAUGCGACAAAUUUGCAGAGAUCAAUAUCUGAAGCAAUAAAUAAAAAUAUCGAGUUACAGAAUAUAUCUGAUGCAGUGUGUCAAGAUGAAUGUAAAACAAAUGAAAUGACUGUGAAACAUGAAGAACAAAACCAGUCAUCUGUAUCUGUAGUACCAAAUAUCAAAAGAAAAAGGGGUAGACCUAGAAAAACAAAAGAUAAUUCCAUAGACCAAGAUACACCAAAGACAUCAGAAAAUGAAAGUAUUGUACAAGACAUUUCCGAUAUUACAGAACCCACAUACAUGAUACGCAAUAGAAGACAUACCAAUAAAAUUAGGGAUACUACCAAUGAAAGUGAUGAAAGCGAUACUAAUAAAGUGGAAGAUAAAUCUCUUGUCAAAAAGCGCGGUCGUCCAGUUGGUAGUAGAGGACGAGGGCAAGGACGAGGACGAGGACGAGGACGAGGUCGAGGACGUGGUCGGGGUCGCGGUGGGGGAAUAAUGCAUAAUUCUUUUGUAGACUCAGAUGAAAUAAAUACAACAGCAGACAGUGUUGCAGAUAUUGAAAAUGGUACAAAUUCAAAUUCUCCAAAUAUUGAGAAGAAUGUACAAUUAAUAACUUGUGCUAAAUGUAAUCAACAAGUACCAAGAACACAAUGGUCUGCACAUAACUUGAAUCAACAUAAUAAUAUGGCUUGGCAAGAAAAUGAGGAACCAUUGGACUUCGAAAAUGAUAUUAAAUUAUUAAAAAAAGUAUUAACUAAUGCUCUUAAACAAAAAAAGAAAUAUCUAACUUGUGAAAAAUGUAAGGAUACAAAACGAAGUGUCAACGGUUUUAUAUCACAUAUGCAAUUUUGUGGAAAAUCAGAAGAAGAAAGGCAAGCAUUGAUGAUGACAUGUCCCAUUUGUAAAUCUGUUAUGAUGCCUUCUUCCAUGGAAAUGCAUGAACGUUAUCAUAGGCAAUUAGAACAAAAUAAAGAUGAAAAAACAUCAAGUGUACUAAUAGAACGAACAAAACGGAAAGCAGCAGAAAAAGCAGUACCAAAGAUAAAUGAGUUUAUAAAAGAGCAAGAUUCAACAAAGCUAAUAAAACUUGCUUCUUCUGCAUUUAAAAAUGUAAUACAAAUGCCAGAACUUAAAAAAAAAAUACCAGCUGUUUGGAAAGGUAUAUGGAGGAAGGAAAUAGCUUCACAAGGUACCACGUCUUGUAAACAAUUAGGAUGUACUUACACAUGUUCCUCUUACGAAAGCAUUUGCGAACAUUAUUCUCAAUGUAAUUUUACUCCACAGGAGAAUUUUAUAUGUAAAAUUUGCAAGUUUUCUGCAAAUUCUAAAGAUAAAAUCAUAGAUCAUAUAACAGAAGCUCAUUCGAGCAAUGAGGAUUUAGACAAGCAUUCUGAUUUUGAGAAAGAUAAGGAAGAUGAAGGUUCAUCAGAAGAAGAUAUAAUUGAAUGGGAUGUAAAACAAAAGCGUUCAACAAAACAAACACAGAUAAGCUCUGAUGGCACAAGAAUAUACAAUAAAAUGGCUUUCUUAGAUAAAGAGAUAAUGCAAAAACCACAAUCAACUAAACCCUACAAAUCAACUAUAGGUUGGACUCUGGAAUUUGAACUGAAAAAUUAUGAACUUAUCUUAUUCGAAGACAAUAUGCCAAAUGCUUUUACAUUAUUGGAAAAUAAUAAUGCCGCAAAAUAUCUCCCAGAAUUAACAAUUUCAAUGGCUACCAAAAAUGUGAAGUUUGAUUCAUCAAAAAAUGUAGAAAAUUCUAACAAUGGUGAUAAGUGGAAAUAUUUAAAUAGAUUUGAGAGUGAUAUUUAUGAAGCUGUGCCAACAUUUUUUGUCGGUGGUCCUGUAUGGGCGUUAGCAUGGUUACCUAUUCCAUCACCAAUGUACACCAAAAACCCGACACAAUAUGUUGCAAUCAGCACACACCCUACUAUGGAAAACGAGUACACUGUAGGAAAUAAAUAUUCCGGACCAAAUAUUAUACAAAUAUGGAAUGUUGGAAAUUUAAAUCAUGAUAUCAAUAGUACAAAUGAACUACCCGUUUUAGCUUAUGCAAUUGCACAUAAUAAUGGUACAAUUUGGUGCUUGGAAUGGUGUCCAUCAGGAUGCUAUCAGGAUAUUGAUCUUGGCAAUUAUAAAGCGGAAGAAAAUAGGCUUAGACGAAUGGGAUUGCUUGCGGCCGCAUGUUCGGAUGGAUGCGUAAAUAUUUAUUCAUUACCAUUUCCCGAUGAACUUAAAUUCGAAAAAACAGAAUGCAAUUCAUUGCCGAUCUACAAGACCGAUCCGGUAAUAACACUAGUCGUAAAUCAUUUAUUAUAUGAUAGUAACAAACAGAAUUGGCAAUGCAUUAAACUAUCAUGGACGAAGGAGCAUGGACAUAACAUUAUCGCGGCAGGUUUCACCAAUGGUUAUAUCGCAUUAUGGGAUCUCACGACUACUUGUCCUAUGUUAGUCAAUGUAAGAAAGAAUACAAAACUUAUAAAUGCAUUCCAACAUUUCUUUGCUCAUCAUAAUGCAGUUAGUAUGGUAGCAUUAGUUCCAUAUGGCAAAAGCCGAUUUUUGGCUUCUGGCAGUACAGAUAGAACGUAUAAGUUUUGGGAUUUAGAAGAUACAAGCGCACCACGACAUUAUGCGAAAAAGAGUAUAAUAUUGGACGGCGCGUGGAUGAUGCAUUGGCCGUGUUCAGUUAUGAGUUUCGAUGAUGCGCUUGGGUACCAAUAUGCACAUUCUUGUAUAAUACCAUUGAGAGACUAUGGAUAUAAAUUCUGCCCAAUUUUACCAACUAAUUCACCGACUUAUAGUAUCGCGGUUUCUGAUUAUGCUAAUAGUGUUGCACAUGGUACUUUAGCAGGAGAAGUAAUAACCAUCUUUCCCCAUCAAUUAUUGUACGCAGAAAGAAUAUUGUCUAAAAAAAGACAGUUAAACUCUUUCAUUAAAAUAGUAGAUUUCUUAGAAAAGGAUCAAAACACAGUCAACAAUGGAAAUAAAAAUAACAAAAAAAAUUCUAAAGAUUAUCAUUACAUGCCGGAAACUUAUAAUGAAUGUAAAGAUCGUUUUGGCAUCAUCUUCCAUGAUAAAUUAACAGGUUUGAAGGAAAAAAUAACUAGAGAUAAACAGGAUCAUACUUUGUAUAAUAACAUGUUGACAUCCAUCCCUAUUGAACAAUAUCCAUUUACUUCUGCAAACAGGGUGGCUUGGAAUCCAAAUGCAUGGAGUUAUUUGUGGCUUAUGGUAGGUUAUCAAAAUGGUUUAAUGAGAUUAUUAAACUUAACAUUUAUGUCCGCAUCUCAUGAACUGAAUACUUCACUAUCGGUGCAUGCAGAACGUAUACUUGCUAAAAGAAAUGCUUCAACUCGAUGACUAUAAAGCUACUUCUAAUAGAAAAUGAAUCUGUUUGGACGAUAUUUAGAAUAUUUUUUAUUGCGCUUUUUAUCUAUUAGGUUGAAAACUAUGAAAUUGUAUAAUAUUAAUUUAUAAUUUAAUAAACGAUAUGUAAUUUUAA
This is a messenger RNA of Cataglyphis hispanica, 4042 nucleotides long. RefSeq names its product general transcription factor 3C polypeptide 2. The record is from RefSeq and is a predicted model, not a curated record. Gene Ontology annotation, cellular component: transcription factor TFIIIC complex. The transcript is spliced from 20 exons. Gene Ontology annotation, molecular function: protein binding. NCBI's taxonomy places the organism in Eukaryota, Metazoa, Arthropoda, Insecta, Hymenoptera, Formicidae. Gene Ontology annotation, biological process: transcription by RNA polymerase III. Bases 403 to 3900 code for a protein of 1165 amino acids.